AGAGGCCCUACCGGCGAUCCCGUAGUGCUGGACAGGGCGCGCUCAGCCGGCUUCGCCCCGGGAAACGGGGUCUGCCUGAAGCCAUCGGUAGCAAGAGCGUGCUCUGUCGUGUUCUGUACAGCUACACUGCGAUGGUCGCCGAACUGUACUCUUUUCAGAUGCAUUGAAUUUUUGUUCGAUUCGGGGAAGUAAGAGCCAAUUCCAAACCGUGCUCUGGGUGGGGAUAAUUUUUCUCUCAUUUUUCACAGCUACUAGCACUCCUUGGAGACGAUGGACCACUCAGCGGAUGCAUCCGGUCUCCUGGAAGGCUCUGAUAUUGGGUCACAGAAAGAGAGAGUGGUGACUGAGGAGGAAUGGCUACAAAAAUGGGAAAUGGGUAACAUCGGGUUUCACAAGGAACAAGGGCAUCCGCUCCUCCAGAAGUAUCUGGAUGUUCUUUUAAAUGGCAGAAGUGGACUGCGGAUAUUUUUCCCACUUUGUGGUAAAGCAGUAGAGAUGAAAUGGCUGGCGGACAUGGGACACAACGUUGUUGGUGUGGAAGUCAGCGAGCAAGCACUGAAGGAAUUUUUUUCAGAACACAGUCUGCCUUAUUAUGAGGAGCCAGUCCCAGAGAUUUCAGGAGGAAAAAUGUUCCAGAGUACUUCUGGCAACAUUUCCCUGUACUGCUGCAGUAUUUAUGAUUUGUCCAGCUCAAUAGUUGGCAAGUUCGAUGGAGUUUGGGACAGAGGAGCUCUUGUGGCUGUGAACCCAUGUGACAGACAACGCUAUGCCAGUUUGAUGAUCAACCUAAUGGAGAAGAACUCUUCUUAUCUCCUUGUUACGGUUUCAUAUGAUCCAAACAAACACAAAGGCCCCCCAUUUUAUGUUCCUGAAUCUGAAAUUAAAAGCUUGUUUGGCAACUGCUGUGAAAUUCAGUGUCUUGAAAAAGUUGAUGAUUUCUCAGAAAGGCAUAAACAAUGGGGACUAGAUUAUUUUCUGGAGGUUGUGGAGAACAGGAGGGGGUGCCUGAGGGCUGAAGGAAAGACUGUCACUCCAGUCUUCAAAAAGGGCAAGAAGGAGGAUCUAGGCAUCUGCACGCCAGUCAGCCUCACCUCAAUCCAUGGAAAGGUGAUGGAACAACCCAUCCUGGAUGUCAUCUCUAAGCACGUGGAGGAAAAGGUUAUCAGGAGUAGUCAACAUGGAUUUACCAAGUGAAAAUCAUGCUUGACUGGUCUGAUGGCCUUCUGUGAUGUGAUGACUGUCUGGGUAGAUGAGGGAAGAGCAGUGGAUGUUGUCUACCUGGACUUCAGCAAGGCUUUUGACACUGUCUCCCAUAACGUCCUCAUAGGCAAGAUCAGGAAGUAUAGAUUGGGUUAGUGGACAGUGAGGUGGUUAAAGAACUGGCUGAAUGGCGGAGCUCAGCAGAUUCUGAUCAGUGACACAGAAUCUAGAUGGAGGCCUGGAGCAAGUGGUGUUCCUAAGGCUUAGUACUGGCUCCAGCCUUGUCCAGCUUAUCCAUCAGUGACCUCAGUGAAGGGACAGAGCAUACCUGCAGUAAGUUUGCAGAUGAUACAAAACUAGGGGGAGUGGCUGACACACCAGAGGGCUGUGCUGCCAUUCAGCAAGACCUGGACAGGCUCAAGAGCUGAGCAGAGAGGAACCUAGGGAAUCUCACUGAAGGCAAGUGCAGAGAAG
Molecule: messenger RNA, 1674 nt
Organism: Empidonax traillii (willow flycatcher)
Lineage: Eukaryota; Metazoa; Chordata; Aves; Passeriformes; Tyrannidae
Gene: TPMT
Product: thiopurine S-methyltransferase
Exons: 9
Coding region: 271-1194 (307 amino acids)
Molecular function (GO): thiopurine S-methyltransferase activity
Source: RefSeq, a predicted model, not a curated record